This is a messenger RNA of Nematolebias whitei (Rio pearlfish), 2416 nucleotides long. It is a transcript of the gene slco3a1a, whose product is annotated as solute carrier organic anion transporter family member 3A1a. Gene Ontology annotation, biological process: prostaglandin transport; transmembrane transport; sodium-independent organic anion transport. Lineage: Eukaryota; Metazoa; Chordata; Actinopteri; Cyprinodontiformes; Rivulidae. The coding region runs from base 320 to 2416 and encodes 698 amino acids. The record is from RefSeq and is a predicted model, not a curated record. Gene Ontology annotation, cellular component: membrane. The transcript is spliced from 10 exons. Gene Ontology annotation, molecular function: protein binding.
GCCGGAGUUCGGAGAGGGACGGGACCUGCAGCUCGGAGCGGCGGAAACAUGCGCUCUCACGGAAAGUCCCGCGUCGGCGGCUCACUCGUCGCGCCUCCUCCGGUACACCCUUCGACUCUCAGUCCACGUGUUUCGGCGCCUCGUCGUCGAGGGGGCGAUGUUUAAACGGUCGGACGACAGACUGCUAACAGGUCGGGGGGGUUGAAGAGUGGAUGUAGCCGUCGGUGGGGAGGAAAGAGAAACGGUGUGCAGCUGCCCGCCGCGGACACCCGCCGGUGUUUGUCCGGUUUAACGCAGCGGAGGAGGAAGAGGAGCAGCCAUGCAGGUGAAGAAGCACCGGGACUCGGAGCGGAGCGGCGGGGACAUGCUGGAGACAGACGGCCUCCAAAAAGCGCCGACAUGCUUCUCAAACAUCAAGAUCUUCUUGGUGGCGGAGUGCGCGCUGAUGCUCGCGCAGGGCACCGUGGGCGCGUACCUGGUGAGCGUGCUGACCACCCUGGAGCGGCGGUUCAACCUGCAGAGCGCAGACGCCGGUGUGAUCGCCAGCAGCUUUGAGAUAGGCAACUUGGCGCUGAUCCUGUUUGUCAGCUACUUCGGGGCCAAAGCGCACCGGCCUCGUCUGAUCGGCUGUGGCGGCAUCGUCAUGGCCCUCGGCGCUCUUCUGUCUGCUCUGCCCGAGUUUUUGACUAACCAGUACGAGAUAGUGAAAAUCCAGAGGACUGACCUGGGUCGGGACGUUUGCUCCAACAGUAGCGAGCCUCUCCAGGAGGACACUUUUUGCGCCCUAAAGACCAACACCAACAUGAUGUACCUGCUGCUGAUCGGAGCCCAGGUCCUUUUGGGGAUUGGCGCCACACCAGUGCAGCCCUUGGGGGUUUCCUACAUCGAUGAUCAUGUGAAGAAGAAAGACGCCUCCCUCUACAUAGGAAUCCUUUUCUCUACCCUGGUGUUCGGACCCGCCUGUGGCUUCAUCCUCGGCUCCGUCUGCACUAAGUUCUACGUGGACUUCAUCUUCAUUGACACAGAUGUGCUGGGCAUCACUCCAGACGACCCGCGGUGGAUCGGGGCCUGGUGGGCCGGCUUCCUCCUGUGCGGUGCCUUACUGUUUUGCUCGGCCCUCUUCAUGUUCGGCUUCCCUCACUCGCUGCCGACGAAGGAGAGAGACGAGGGAACAGAGAGCAAGCAGGUGAUGCUCCCUCCACCCCUCAGCCCCGAUUCGGACACUUCAAAGACCAGCAAUGGAGUGGUGCUAAGCCAUGAGCCUGGCAACAGCGCCACCUGCUGGCAGCAGCUGAGAGUGAUCCCCAAAGUGACAAAGCACCUGCUGUCCAACCCGGUGUUCACCUGCAUCGUCCUGGCAGCCUGCAUGGAGGUGGCCGUCGUGGCGGGCUUCGCAGCCUUCCUGGGGAAAUACCUGGAGCAGCAGUUCAACCUCACCACCACCUCGGCAAACCAGCUGUUAGGUAUGACAGCCAUUCCAUGCGCGUGUCUGGGGAUCUUCAUAGGCGGCCUGCUGGUGAAGAAGCUGAACCUCUCUGCUCUUGGAGCCAUCCGCAUGGCCAUGAUGGUCAACCUGGUCUCCACGGCCUGCUACAUCUCCUUCCUGUUCUUGGGCUGCGACACGGGUCCCGUCGCUGGAGUCACCGUCUCGUACGGCAACGAGACUCUGAACGUUGGACAGAAGCCCGACGCUCAGUGCAUCAGUCACUGCACCUGCUUCACCUCCUCCAUCAGCCCCGUCUGCGGCUCCAACGGCGUCACCUACCUGUCUGCCUGCUUCGCCGGCUGCAGCCGAGCGGGAGUCCAUCAGUCCAACAUCUCGCAGAACCUGACAGGAUGUACGUGUAUAUCUGCUGAAAGUGACGCCGCCCAUGCGCUUCCAGGGAAAUGUCCGAUGCCAGGCUGCCAGGAGGCUUUCCUCAUCUUCCUGUGCGUGAUCUGUCUCUGCAGCCUGGUGGGGGCCAUGGCCCAGACGCCCUCCGUCAUCGUCCUCAUCAGGUCGGUGAGCCCUGAACUGAAAUCCUACGCGCUCGGAGUCUUGUUCCUUCUUCUACGGCUUUUCGGAUUCAUACCCCCUCCUCUGAUCUUCGGUGCUGGGAUCGACUCCACUUGCCUUUUCUGGAGCUCGGACUGCGGCGAGCAGGGCGCCUGCCUGCUGUACGACAACGUGAAAUACAGACACCUCUACGUGAGCCUGGCCAUCAUCCUCAAGAGCGUGGCCUUCCUCCUGUACAGCACUGCGUGGUAUUGCUUGCGCAGGAACUACAAGAAGUACAUCAAAGGAAACGAGGACCCCUUGACGCAGACGGAGUUUUACCCGUCUCUCAACGAUGGUCCAAAGUCCACGGACAGGACAAAGUUUAUAUACAACCUCGAGGACCACGAGUUUUGUGAAAACAUGGAGUCGGUUUUAUAA